Messenger RNA from Seriola aureovittata, 2305 nucleotides. It is a transcript of the gene nrros, whose product is annotated as negative regulator of reactive oxygen species. The record is from RefSeq and is a predicted model, not a curated record. The transcript has 3 exons. Gene Ontology annotation, molecular function: protein binding. Bases 147 to 2207 code for a protein of 686 amino acids. Lineage: Eukaryota; Metazoa; Chordata; Actinopteri; Carangiformes; Carangidae.
AAGAGGCAUUACUGCUCAAGUGAGAGCAGAGGAAGGCAGCUGUGAGAACACACACUGCAACAGCGGGUCAACCAGCGAUAUGGUCAGGAGAUCAACCAUCAGUGGCUUGGGAAAUCUACACCUAACCACCAGUUAAAGAUGUUAAAAUGCCGGUCCACGGAUUCACUCCCAUCCUGCUUUGCUUGUUACCCGUGUGGAUAAUCCUGACAGCAGUCUCAAGUCAUCCACAACGCAGCCCAUGCCAGCUGAUACAAACAACGGCUCUCUGCAACAAUGCCAAGCUCUCCUCUGUGCCUUCAGGACUACCAAGAAACAUAGAGGAGCUUCAGCUCAACUACAAUCACAUGCAAACACUACAAGAUGACUCUCUCCUCCAUUACCCUUCACUAAACAGCCUGAGCUUAGCUUGCAACAGUUUGGAGAAAUUAGAAUCAAAUACUUUUCAACACUCAAAGUUGUUAGAAAGCCUAAAUUUAGCAAAUAACAAUCUUAAUAUUGGCGACCCAGAAACCAGUUAUGCAUUAAAGAAGAUACCAGGUCUUAGAGCUCUAGAUCUGUCUGAGAAUAAACUUGAUGAUGAAACGGCUGCCACUCUUCUCCAAAAUCUGACGUCGUUAGAGUAUCUUAAUCUUUCCGGAAACCUCUUGCAGAGACUUGAUGAGACCUCGUUCAGGGACCUUCACCUGCUCAAAGAACUCGACCUGCAGAGGAACAUCAUGUUCGAGAUUGAUGGCGCCUUUGACAGCAAUCCCAAACUCCAGAGGCUUAACUUGGCCUUCAACUAUCUCCCUUGCCUAACUGACUUCCACAUGACUCAGAUGGUGGUCCUCAACACCAGCCACAACUUCAUUGAGUGGUUCAUCUCCAGACAAGACCUCAAUGACACUUUCCAGCUAGAGACACUUGAUCUAUCACAUAACAAACUGCUCUUCUUUCCUUUUUUGCCCAGCCAUAGUCAUUUACGGAACCUUUACCUGUCCCACAACAGCAUUCGGUUCUACGAACACUUGGCAGACAACUCCACAUUCCCAAACUCAACAACAACUGUUGAGUUCUACAAUCUGAAAAAGUACACAAGCAAUACGACUGCUAAGUUGUGGGAUGACAGUCUUCACGGUGACAUCUCCUCUCUUGAGAUUUUGGAUCUAAGAGGAAACCAGGUGGGGUAUUUCCCCCAAGGAUUCAUUCAGAAAAUGCCUAUGCUGUCCAGACUUGGAAUGUGCACAAACUGUCUGGAAACCUUAAAUCUAACUUCAGAACAGUUCUCUGGCAGCUUGUAUGAGUUGGACCUCAGCAACAACAGGCUGAAUCAGAUUGUAGCAGAUGAAUACACGCUGAUCACUCUUGGCAAUCUGACAUACUUUAACCUGAGCCUGAAUGAUCUUGAGUGGUUACCCUUGAAAUUAUUUUCCUCACUGCCAAGCCUCAGGUCAGUGGAUCUCAGCUAUAACAACAUUGACGUUUGUCCUUCUGAAGAAGAUGAGAUCAAAACAGAAACUAUCUCAUCUUGUGUGGAUUGGAGAAAUGUUGUCUCCCUUGGGCAGCUCUAUCUUAAAGGAUGCAACAUUGAAAUAAUCCCAUCGUCUGCAUUCACAGGGUUGUCACUAACGCACCUGGAACUGUCUGAUAAUCCAGGACUCAUUGUCCAACAAUCAAUACAAAGUCUCAGCAUAACUUUACAGCAUCUAGGUUUAGGAAACACUCACCUACAAGACUUUGACUUCUCCCAUUACAAACGUCUGAAGUUUUUAAACAUUUCAAGGAACUCUCUUGACCAUCUUCCCCCGUCACUCCUAGAUCUUGACCUGAAAGUGCUCGACUUGAGGGACAACAGACUGUCCACUAUCCCCUCAGGUCUGGCUAACACAUUAGCUCCAAAACUUCACAUUGUUUUCCUCACAGGAAAUCCGUUCAACUGCUGCCAAACAGAGUGGUUCAGGACAUUUGUAACAACAAAGACAAUCAGUAUGGUUGGACAGUCAGAAAUUGAAUGUGAAGAUCCUGUUCGAAUCAUACACACAGUACAGCACUUACAGUCAUCUGUGUGUUGGGAAGAAGGUGGGGAAUCUAUAUUCUGGUACAUUCUGCUUUUUGUACCCAUAUGUCUUUCAUUUGUGGGCAUUUCAAUUAUCGUUCUCAUCACCUUCAAGCCCAAAAUGCUACAAAAAUCAAUUAAAAAAAGGUGUUUGAAGCCUACUUCUUACUGAUACUUUAUAAACCACACAACUGUAGUCUGUACAGUGUAUUAUUGAGAAAUGUAAUUGAAUGUAUUUUGGAAAUAAAUUUAAUUCAUUGUAAAACUGUA